AUGGACCCCAAGCUCACAAUCGAAAAUGUAAGCGUGCUGUCGGCCGGGACGUCGACACGGGGCACGCUGAAGCUCACAAACUUCCACAUUGUCUUUUGUGCCCCAAUCCCGACACCGCCACUAGCAAGGGCGGCAUCGUCAACAGCUUCGUCAGCAGCGACACCACCACCCCCUCCACCAAAGGACAGCCCGACUCGCACAUCCAACGACUCCUCCUCUACUCCCUCCGACUCUAGCAAACAAAAACCACAACCGCCAACUACGGCACCCGCCCGGCAGCGCGAGUCGUGGAUUACCUACCCCAUUAUUGCCCACUGUACGUUCCGGCCCACGCCGUCCUCGAGCGGCGUGCCCUCCUCGAUCCGCAUACGGUGCCGUGACUUUAAUAUUGUCUGCUUUAGCUUCACCGACGAGAAGCAGGCUCGCGAGGUCUUUGAGUUUAUCCGCAGCCGCACCUGCCGCCUCGGCAGCAUCGAGAAGCUCUACGCCUUCUCGUAUGCGCCCGCGCGCCAGGAGAAGGACUUGUGCGGCUGGGACGUCUACGACGCACGUGCUGAGUUCCGCCGGCAGGGCAUCAAUGAGAAGCUGCCAGACCGUGGCUGGCGCAUCUCGCACAUCAACAAGGACUAUACCUUUUCACCAACGUACCCGAGCCUGCUUGUGGUGCCCUCCAAGAUCUCGGACAACGUGUUGAAAUACGCCGGCCAGUUCCGCUCGCGCGCGCGCAUUCCGGCCCUGACGUACUACCACCCCAUUACGCAGUGCAGCAUCACCCGCAGCUCGCAGCCUCUGGUGGGUGUUCGGAACAAUCGCAGCAUACAGGAUGAGCGGCUGGUGAGCGCGUGCUUCUACAAGUCGACGGCUGUCUUCAGUGGCGACGCGACGCACAGCAACAGCAAUAUCCGUAAUAACGGCUCUAAUACAGCUACCAGUGACUCGUCGACGCCGAGCGGCGAGUCGGGGAGCGGGAGCGGUGACACUAUGAUUGUCACAUACGAUGGUGUGGCCGAAGCAGUGACCAUCGUAGACAAGAUGGGAGGCAGUGGUGGCGACGACUCGGCCACCGAGGCCGAUGAUGGGUCCGACGAUAAUCCGGCGAGCCGCGUCUUCGGUGCCCGGCGGGACAACCUCAUUGUCGACGCACGCCCGGCCAUCAACUCGCUUGCCAUGCAGGUGGUGGGCAAAGGGUCCGAGAACAUGGACCACUACAAGUCGGCCACCAAGAUGUUCCUUAGUAUUGACAACAUUCACGUCAUGCGGGAGUCGCUCAACAAGGUCAUCGAGGCCGUCAAGGACGCUGACAUCUCGCCGCUGCCGCCCAGCCAGGACCUGCUGGCCAAGAGCGGCUGGCUCAAGCACAUCCGCGGCAUCUUGACGGGCUCGCAGACCAUUGCGCGCCAGGUCGGUGUCAGCGCUGCCCACGUGCUGAUCCACUGCUCCGACGGCUGGGACCGCACAAGCCAGCUCAGCGGCCUCGCGCAGAUUAUGCUGGACCCUUACUUCCGCACCAUUGACGGUUUCAUCGUCCUGGUGGAAAAGGACUGGCUGUCGUUUGGCCACAUGUUCCAGCAGCGCUCCGGCCACCUCAACUCAGAGAAGUGGUUCGUCACACAAAACGACGCCAUGGCAGGGACCAAGAUUGAACCGGGCGAGAGCGAUGGGCGCAACGAGGUCUUUGACAAUGCCGUGGCCAGCGCGCGCCGGUUCUUCAAGAAGAGCCUGAGCCAGGACAAGGAAGAGUCGGACGGCGACGGCGCCGCCGAAGAUGCUGGCAGCCGGUCCGCACCCGUGGAAGAGAGCCAAGCGACACGCCCGCGUGAAAUCAGCCCGGUCUUCCACCAGUUCCUGGAUGCUACAUACCAGCUGCUGCGGCAAUAUCCCACGCGCUUCGAGUUCAACGAGCGCUUUCUGCGGCGUCUUCUGUACCACCUCUACUCGUGCCAGUAUGGCACCUUCCUCUAUAACAACGAGCGCCAGCGCCUCGAAGCCAAGGUGCGAGAGCGCACCUCGUCUGUCUGGGACUAUUUCUUGUCCCGCCGUGCCGAAUUCACCAACCCACAAUAUGACGCCUCCGCCAUGGCUGCUGCCACCAACGGUAGCAACGAAGGCAACGGCCGCCAAGACGACCGCCUGCUGUUCCCAAAACUCGACGAGAUCCGCUGGUGGCACCAGGCCUUUAACCGCACCGACCAGGACAUGAACAGCGCGCUCAACGCUGCGGCAGCCGCCGCGGUGGAACGCCACGUUAACUACCACGCCACCAUGACGGCCACAGCUGCGGCGCCGGCGACGGUUAUCGUGACGCCCGGCGACGACGAUCCUACAGCCCCAUCAGGCCUAACGGCAAGGAGUGCGCGCAGCAGCCGGUCCGUCUCGCCCCGCCGUGGUGCCAGUCCGGCCUCACCGCCGUCCUUCCAGACGUCGCAGUCCGCGGGAGCCGAGCUUGCGACGACGGCGACAACGGCGACAACAACAGCAACGACGAUCAACGUCCCCAACGCCGCCAUGGCGCGCGCUCUGCUCGCCUCGCCCGUUGAUGACAAUGUCGACUCGAUCCCCUCAUUCCAGCGCAGCGGCUCGUCUACCAACGAACCCAGCGCCUUUGCUGCUCUCCGGGACGGCUUUGCCGGCCUCGGUCUGGGCCAAAAGGUCGGCGGCGUCCUUGGCACGCUGUCGGCCGUCGGCAGUAGCAUUGGCAAUGGUAAUGGCAAUGGCAGUACUACAGGGAACGCAACUAACACCGUUCAUGAGAGUGGCGGCUCCGUGUCCGGCACCAGAAGUGGUACACCUGCUAGCAACAUCAACGGCCGCGAGUCUCUCUUUGGCCUGGCCGACGCGGACGGGGACAAAGACAACGCGACCAGCAGUGGCGGCAGCGGCAGCGGCGGCGUUUUUGACUCGUUUGUGGGUGGCAGCGGCAGCAGACGCAGCCGGCAGAUGAACCGCUCGAGCGGCGAGCAAGAGCUGCGGGAUAUGUAG
Sporothrix schenckii 1099-18 is the source of this 2979-nucleotide messenger RNA. Its product is annotated as phosphatidylinositol-3-phosphatase YMR1. Gene Ontology annotation, molecular function: phosphatase activity. The record is from RefSeq and is a predicted model, not a curated record. Gene Ontology annotation, biological process: dephosphorylation. Lineage: Eukaryota; Fungi; Ascomycota; Sordariomycetes; Ophiostomatales; Ophiostomataceae. Bases 1 to 2979 code for a protein of 992 amino acids. The transcript is spliced from 2 exons.